Megalops cyprinoides (Indo-Pacific tarpon) is the source of this 3324-nucleotide messenger RNA. RefSeq names its product eph receptor A8 (gene epha8). NCBI's taxonomy places the organism in Eukaryota, Metazoa, Chordata, Actinopteri, Elopiformes, Megalopidae. Gene Ontology annotation, molecular function: ATP binding; protein binding; transmembrane-ephrin receptor activity. Gene Ontology annotation, cellular component: plasma membrane; neuron projection. The coding region runs from base 181 to 3276 and encodes 1031 amino acids. The transcript is spliced from 17 exons. Gene Ontology annotation, biological process: axon guidance; protein phosphorylation; cell surface receptor protein tyrosine kinase signaling pathway. The record is from RefSeq and is a predicted model, not a curated record.
GCCGUGCCUGGCUGUGUGCAUGUGUCUGAGUGCAGGCAGUUUUAAGUCUGCCGAAUGUGCUCGGAGUUCUUAAUCGAGCCGGGGUCUGUUUGUACACAGGAAACGGGAGAAAGAGAGAGAGAGGGAGUGAGAGAGUGAGAGAGAGAGAGAGACCCCGUGUGCGGGGUGCACGCUGGCACGAUGGCAUUGGAUCCAGGGUUCUCCGCUCUCCUUCUGUGGACUAUCACAUUCCAGGCUUUCUGCUCGUACUCCGCGGGCACCAGCAACGAAGUGAAUCUCCUCGACACAUCUUCAAUAUCGGGAGACUGGGGGUGGCUGACAUACCCAUCACAUGGGUGGGAUGCCAUCAACGAAAUGGACGAGUACUUCAGCCCCAUCCACACCUACCAGGUGUGCAACGUCAUGAGCCCCAGUCAGAACAACUGGCUCCGCACCAACUGGAUCCAGCGUGACGGGGCCCGCCGCAUCUACAUCGAGAUCAAGUUCACCCUGCGAGACUGCAACAGCAUGCCGGGGGUGCUGGGCACCUGCAAGGAGACCUUCAACCUCUACUACUACGAGAUCGACCGCGACAUCGGGACCAACAUCUGGGAGAGCCAGUUCUCCAAGAUCGACACCAUUGCGGCCGACGAGAGCUUCACCAGCGUGGACCUGGGCGUGCGCCGGCUCAAGCUGAACACGGAGGUGCGGGGCGUGGGGCCCCUCACCAAGCGUGGCUUCUACCUGGCCUUCCAGGACAUCGGUGCCUGCAUCGCCAUCGUGUCCGUCCGCGUCUACUACAAGCGCUGCAUUGGCAUGGCACGCAACCUGGCCGUCUUCACCGACGUGGUGACGGGCGCCGACUCGUCCUCGCUGGUGGAGGUGCGGGGCCAGUGCGUCGACCACGCUGAGGAGCGGGACACCCCCAAGAUGUACUGCAGCGCCGAGGGGGAGUGGCUGGUCCCCAUUGGGAGGUGCGUGUGCAGCGCCGGCUUCGAGGAGCACCGCGAGUCCUGUGUGGCCUGUGAGGUGGGCUUCUACAAGCCGUCAGCCGGUGACCAGCUGUGCGGGAAGUGCCCUCUCCACAGCCACUCGGAGACGAGAGCCGCUCUCACCUGCCCAUGUGACUCCAGCUACUACCGCGCCACGUCGGAUCCGCCUGCCGCCCCCUGCACAAGGCCCCCGUCUGCACCGGUCAGCGUGAUCUCAGCAGUGAACGGGACCUCGGUCAGCUUGGAGUGGGGCAGGCCGCUGGACACAGGGGGACGGAAUGACAUCAUCUACAACGUGCUGUGCCAGAAGUGCGCAGGGGACUGGGGGCAGUGCGAGGACUGCAGCGCAGGGGCGGGGGGUGUGGGCAGCGGGAGCACGAGUGGUGGGGGAGGAGGAGGAGGAGUGGGGGGAGGGGGAGGAGGGGCAGGGGGAGGUGGAGGAGGAGGAGGAAGCGGGGACAGAGGGGGCAUCCUCCCCAUCCGUUUCAUGCCCCAGCAGAUGGGGCUGACGGAGCCCGGGGUCACUGUGCUGAACCUGGCCGCGCACAUGAACUACACCUUCCAGAUCCAGGUGCUCAACGGCGUGUCGCACCUGAGCGCCGAGCCGCUGCCGUUCGCCGCCGUCAACAUCACCACGAACCAGGCAGCACCCUCUCAGGUGAUUGCCAUUAGACAGGAGAAUGCCAGUCAGAAUAGCGUCACCUUACUGUGGCACGAACCGGACCAGCCCAACGGAGUCAUCCUGGAGUACGACAUAAAAUAUUACGAAAAGGACAAAGAGCAGCAGAGCUACUCCACCCUCAAGUCUAAAGGAACCACUGCCAAGGUGUCGGGGCUGAAGCCAGGUACCCGCUACGUUUUCCAGGUGCGGGCGCGGACCUCCGCUGGAUGUGGCCGCUUCAGUCAAUCUGUGGAGAUACAGACUGGCAAAGCAGUUCCCUUGCGGUACAACACCAUGACGAUCAUCUGGAUUUCCAUGGCCCUGGUCACGGGUCUGGUGACGUUUCUGGCCAUUGUCAUCUGCAGAAAACGGCAAGAGGAACACUGCGGCUACAGUAAGGCUUUCCAGGACUCAGAAGAAGAGAAGAUGCACUACCAGAAUGGACACAUUACUUUCCCCGAAGCCAGGUUUUACAUUGAUCCCCACACAUACGAAGACCCGUGUCAAGCCGUCCACGAAUUUGCCAGAGAAAUUGAGGCCUCAAGGAUUAAAAUAGAGAAAAUCAUUGGCUCAGGGGAGUUUGGGGAGGUGUGCUACGGCCGCAUGAGGCUCCCAGGGAAGAGGGACAUCCCCGUGGCCCUGAAGACACUCAAGGCAGGCUACAGUGAGAAGCAGCGCCGGGACUUCCUGGGCGAGGCCAGCAUCAUGGCCCAGUUUGAUCACCCCAACGUCAUUCACCUGGAGGGCGUGGUUACCAGAAGUAAACCCGUGAUGAUCAUUACCGAGUACAUGGAGAACGGGUCUCUGGAUUCUUUCCUGAGGAGACACGAUGGCCAGUUCACCAUCAUUCAGCUAGUCGGCCUGCUGCGUGGCAUCGCAGCUGGCAUGAAGUACCUGGCCGAUCUGGGGUACAUCCACAGAGACCUGGCUGCCCGCAACAUCCUGGUCAACAGCAACCUGGUCUGCAAAGUCUCGGACUUUGGCCUCUCCCGGGUGCUGGAGGAUGACCCAGAUGCAGCAUACACCACCAGCGGCGGAAAGAUCCCUAUUCGCUGGACAGCUCCGGAGGCGAUCGCCUACCGCAAGUUCUCCUCGGCCAGCGACGUGUGGAGCUACGGGGUGGUCAUGUGGGAGGUCAUGUCCUAUGGAGAGAGGCCGUACUGGAAUCUGACCAACAGGGAUGUGAUAAAGUCAGUGGAAGAGGGCUACCGUCUCCCCGCGCCCAUGGGCUGCCCCGGAGCCCUGCACACGCUGAUGCUGGACUGCUGGCAGAAAGACCGCAAUGAGAGGCCCAAGUUCUGCCAGAUUGUCACCGUUCUCGACAAGCUGAUCCGCAACCCUGAAAACCUCAAGUCGCUGGACGCGUUGUGCAGGUUAAACAGCCCUUUGAUGAACAGAAGCAUUCCCGAUUUCAGCAGCUGCAGGUCUGUGGACGAGUGGUUGGACACCAUUAAAAUGGGCCGCUACAAAGACAACUUUGCCACUGGCGGAUACAUGACGCUCGGUCACGUAAUGGGGAUGAAUCAACAGGACAUCCAGAGGCUGGGGGUGACGCUGAUGGGCCACCAGAAGAAGAUCAUGACCAGCGUCCAAGUGAUGAGGGCCCAGGUGCUGAACAGGAGCGUCCCCUCCGUGCACGUAUAAUCUGCGGCCAGCGUCGCCCCACGGAGGGCCCUCCCGGGAGGGUCUCCG